Syngnathoides biaculeatus (alligator pipefish) is the source of this 2151-nucleotide messenger RNA. Its product is annotated as RD3 domain-containing protein. Bases 725 to 1432 code for a protein of 235 amino acids. NCBI's taxonomy places the organism in Eukaryota, Metazoa, Chordata, Actinopteri, Syngnathiformes, Syngnathidae. The record is from RefSeq and is a predicted model, not a curated record. The transcript is spliced from 3 exons.
AUGUUACGGUUCAACUAUUGUCGACGCAGUGCCUUCCAGAUUUUUUUUUUUUUUUUUUUUUACAUAUUAAUACUGCGGAUAUUUCACCGUCUUGCAUUUGGCUGUAUGCUGAAUUUUUUUUCUGGUUUAAAAAGGUUCCUAGCUUCAAACGUUACAUCCAUCCAUUUUCUGAGCUGGAUUUCACCUUUUGCACAGACAGACAAGUGUCUAACUCACCGCAAUAAACGAACAAUUACUAUAUUUGUUUUUAUGAACCUGAAUGUCAAAUUGUUGCCAGGCAGAAUUCAGAAGGUUCAAGGGAAGGAAAUAUCCAGCAAUUUGUUUUUACCAUUCAGGAAACAUGUGGGCUCCCGCUCACCCGUUACCCUAAUGAGGACCUGAAAGGUUCAUCCAUCCAUUUUCUUCACCGCUUAUCCUCACGAGGGUCACGGGAGUGCCGGAGCCGAUCCCAGCUGCCAACUGGCAGGAGGCGGGGUACACCCUGACCUGGUUGCCAGCCAAUUGCAGGGCACGUCGAGACAAACGACCGAUCACACCGGGGGGCAAUUUAGAGUGUCCAAUUAAUGUUGCAUGUUUUUUGGGAUGCGGGAAGAAAAACGGAGUGCCCGGAGGAAACCCACGCAGGCACGGGGGGAACCUGCGUACUCCACACAGUCUGGGAUUGAACCCGUGUCCUCAGAACUGUGAGGCCAACGCUUUUCCAGCUGAUCCACCGUGCUAAAAGAUGUUUCCGUGGUCAGCCGUAUUCUCCCUCGAGCCCAAAGUGCCAGGCCAGCGCACCAGCGAAGAGUUGGUCACCAACACGCUGAUGCUGGAGCUGGGCGCCACGGUGAAGCGGACCGAGCGCAUGCGCCUGGAGCGGGCCGCCGAGGGCCAGCGCCGUCGCCGGAGCGGCAGUUGUAGUUCCUCUUCCGCGGCAAACUACGGCUGGUUGGCCAACGUGCCCAGCCAGCAACCCUACCAGCUGACGCCCAACGACCUGCUGGAGCUGCAGGAGCUCUGCGCCAAGGUGCCGCCCGCCCGGUGCGGUCCCGUCAUUGUCAGGUUCAGGAGGCUGGUGUCUCAGAUGGAACCGGAGGUCUACGAGGUCCCGCGUCUGUUCCGCUCGGUGCUCCACGACUGCCUGGAGGAGGUCACGGGCGGCGCCGUGGAACACAACGCGCCGACGAAGCAGCAGCGGAGCAAGAGCCUCUCGUUGGUCACGUUCCGCAGCAAGUUCCAAACGGGCUACUUCUUCGGGGGGAGCGGGCCCAGGGGGUCCCGGGGCGACCUGCAGCAGCAGGUGGAUUGGUCCGACGAGGAGGGGAGGGAGGACGACGACGACGACGACGGAAGGGAAAGAGAGGAGGAGGCCAUCAGGGCCUGCGUCAGGAAAGGAAGGAGCAGGAGCAUGCCGGAGAUCGCGCCUUUGGAACAGAGCGCCCACGGGUGAAAGAGAGGAUGACGACGAGGAAGGAGAAGGAGAAGCGCCACAAGAUUUUAGAGUGUAAAAAUCAACUCUAGACAUUUGCAAAAACAAAUAAAACAUUGAUUAAAGGCUGCAGGUUUUACAUUUGAUAGUAUUAAAUGUUUCCUCUUGAUUUUAAUGACAGAAAAUGAUGGCUCUAUUAACUAAAAAUAAACAAGGAAAUAUGCCUACACAAUAACAUGAAAUGUGAGGAAGUACAUUGAUUUUAUAUUAAAAUUGUAAUGUGUCAAUUUAAGAUUGCAACACUCCUACUGUAACUGCACUGCAUAUUGAGGAGUUCCUGCAAUUAGUUAUGUGUAACUUACUGCUAUUGAUAUUACUAAUAAUAAAUGCAAUAUAAGCUAUCACUUCAAUACAGAUUGCGUAUUUGAAGUCUACCUAAUGUCCAUGAAUUAUUUUAUAUAUAUUAUAUAUAAAGAUUUUUCUGCAUUCCCUUGGCCACAAUUCAGCACCAUCACUACAGUGUGAACAAAACCAUCUUUUUGUUGAAAAUUGGACAAAAAUUAUCACAUACAUGGCCAAUAAGUUGUUGUUCUUUUCCUUUCGGCUUGUCCCAUUAGGGGUCGCCACAACGUGCCAUCUUUUUCGAUCUAUUCCAGUCUACCCUCAUCCGUCAGCCUGUCCAUUACUACCGCAAACGGGAAGGGCCUGAGAGCGGAUCCCUGAUGCACUCCCACCUCCAC